Electrophorus electricus (electric eel) is the source of this 2234-nucleotide messenger RNA. RefSeq names its product E3 ubiquitin-protein ligase TRIM39-like. Gene Ontology annotation, molecular function: zinc ion binding; protein binding. Lineage: Eukaryota; Metazoa; Chordata; Actinopteri; Gymnotiformes; Gymnotidae. The record is from RefSeq and is a predicted model, not a curated record.
UAAAAGUGAAACUGAAUCAGGACGCUCACAUCAAAAAGUAACCUUUAUCGUUACAAAACGUCCCAGUUUAUUCAUUACUGGAUGUUCAGUAACUUUGAGACUGUAAACAGAAAAAUUGCAACCAGCUGAAAAACAGUAAAGCAUUAAAGCUGUAAAAAAGAAAUGGCAGAAUCCUCAUCACAGCUACCACCUGAGAAAAAGAGGCGUAGGACUGGCCAAGAUGAGUUUGCACAUGACUCCAGCAGCUUCCUGUCUGAGGAGCAGUUCGUGUGUUCUGUCUGUCUGGAUGUGUUAGCUGAUCCAGUCUCCACUCCAUGUGGACACAACUUCUGCAGGACCUGCCUUACACAUUGCUGGGACAAUACUCCACGAUGUCUGUGUCCAUUAUGUAAUGAAAUAUUCACUAAGAGACCUGAACUCAAGAUUAACACAACACUGAGAGAGGUAGUGGAUCACUUCAAGAAGAAAAGCAGUCUUGAUAAGCCUGAUGUUCUUUGUGAUGCCUGCACUGGAGUGAAGUCAAAGGCUGAAAAAUCCUGUCUGGAUUGUGGUCUGACAUAUUGUAAGUCUCAUCUAGACCCUCAUAAUAAUGUUCCAAAACUUAAGAAACACAAACUACUAAACCCUGUGAAGAACCUGGAGGACUACAUAUGCCAGAAGCAUGAGAGACCCCUGGAGCUGUUCUGUAGAAAGGACAAGAUGUGUGUGUGUCAGUUCUGCACUGAGGGAGAACACAAGACUCACAACACUGUUCCUCUAGAGGACGAGAGUAGAGAGAAAAGGACACAGCUGGGAAAGACACAAUCAGAGGUACAGCAGAUGAUCCAAGAGAGACUGAAGAAGAUCAAAGACAUCAGACACUCAGUAGAGCUUGGAAAAACAAACACAGAAAAAGAGAUUGCAGACAGUGUUGAGGUCUUUGGUUCUCUGAUGUGCUCCAUUACGAGAAACCAGGCUGAACUGCUUCAGGUGAUGGAGGAGAAGCAGAAAGCAGCAGAGAGGCAGGCUGAAGGACUCAUUAAAGAUCUGGAGCAGGAAAUCACUGAUCUAAAGAGGAGAGACACUGAGCUGGAGCAGCUCUCCCACACUGAGGACCACAUCCACCUCCUACAGAUGUACCCAGCCCUGAGCAGCCCUCUACACACCAAGAACUGGACUGACAUCAGUACUGACACUGAUUUGAGUAUAAAAACUGCAAGUACAGUUCUGUCUCAGCUUCAGAAGAAUCUGAAUAAGAAACUUAAUCUAACGAUAAAUAUAAAGUUGAGAGAAACAGUCACAGAAUUGAAGAGGAGUCAACAGUAUUCAGUGGAUGUGACUCUGGAUCCUGAUACAGCUCAUCCCAGACUCAUCCUGUGUAAUGAUGGAAAACAAGUGUCAUAUGGAGACGCAAAGCAGAAUCUCCCUGACCACCCAAAGAGGUUUGAUAGGUGUCCUGUUGUCCUGGGAAAGGAGGGGUUCUCUUCAGGGAAAUUUUACUAUGAGGUGCAGGUCAAGGGAAAGACACAUUGGGAUGUAGGAGUGGCCAGAGAGUCUGUUAACAGGAAGGGGCAGAUUACACUGAGCCCUCAGGAUGGAUGUUGGACUGUGUGCCUCAGGAAUGGGAAUGACUAUAAAGCUUGUGAUGCUCCUUCUAUCCCCCUCACAUUGAAGGAGAAGCCCCAGACGGUGGGGGUGUUUGUGGAUUAUGAGGAGGGUCUGGUCUCCUUUUAUGAUGUGGAGGCCAGGUCUCAUAUCUACUCUUUCACUGGUCAGUCUUUCACUGAGAAACUCUACCCAUACUUCAGUCCUUUUACUUCUGUGAAGGGUACAAACUCGGCUCCACUGAUCAUCUCUCAUAUAUUUAAGACUGAAUGAAUACAUUUGAAGCACUUCAAUCUAUAAAACUACAAGAACAGAAAAAAAAGACAUUUUCUGUGUUACCAAUGGUGAAAGCAUAUCAACAGAGUAGUAAUCUGCAAUUUUGUUCUGUUAAAAAAACAGUACAUAAAAUAUUACUUAAUGCUGAAUCUAAACAUUCAGCAUAUAAACUGCAAGGAAUACCACAAGGAAAAUACCCACAGUUGUUUUUUAAAUAGUAAUAUUUAAACUAUCUUCUCCCUUGGACAUGUACAAGUAUAUGUACUUGAAAUGUAUAUCCUUACAUUGUUGUAUUCAUGAUUAAUGGUGAAAGUUAUUUUACCUCUGAAAGUCUUACUGUUUUUGUUUCAUCAAUAAAGAUUUACUUUACUGAU